Molecule: messenger RNA, 786 nt
Organism: Knipowitschia caucasica
Lineage: Eukaryota; Metazoa; Chordata; Actinopteri; Gobiiformes; Gobiidae
Source: the annotation of a GenBank genome assembly
AUGACCCUCUACCAAAGCUCUGAGCUGCAGAAGGAGCUGUCGUGUCUGUGCACAUGUCUGCAGAGCUCUGAGCUGCAGAAGGAGCUGUCGUGUCUGUGCACAUGUCUGCAGAGCUCUGAGCUGCAGAAGGAGCUGUCGUGUUGGUGCACAUGUCUGCAGAGCUCUGAGCUGCAGAAGGAGCUGUCGUGUUGGUGCACAUGUCUGCAGAGCUCUGAGCUGCAGAAGGAGCUGUCGUGUUGGUGCACAUGUCUGCAGAGCUCUGAGCUGCAGAAGGAGCUGUCGUGUUGGUGCACAUGUCUGCAGAGCUCUGAGCUGCAGAAGGAGCUGUCGUGUUGGUGCACAUGUCUGCAGAGCUCUGAGCUGCAGAAGGAGCUGUCGUGUCAGUGCACAUGUCUGCAGAGCUCUGAGCUGCAGAAGGAGCUGUCGUGUUGGUGCACAUGUCUGCAGAGCUCUGAGCUGCAGAAGGAGCUGUCGUGUCAGUGCACAUGUCUGCAGAGCUCUGAGCUGCAGAAGGAGCUGUCGUGUUGGUGCACAUGUCUGCAGAGCUCUGAGCUGCAGAAGGAGCUGUCGUGUCAGUGCACAUGUCUGCAGAGCUCUGAGCUGCAGAAGGAGCUGUCGUGUCGGUGCACAUGUCUGCAGAGCUCUGAGCUGCAGAAGGAGCUGUCGUGUCGGUGCACAUGUCUGCAGAGCUCUGAGCUGCAGAAGGAGCUGUCGUGUCGGUGCACAUGUCUGCAGAGCUGCGAGCUGCAGAAGGAGCUGUCGUGUCGGUGCAGAUGGAUUGUCUGA